UCCGGCUGGGCGCUCCAUUCGCCUGCGGUGGCGCUUCUCGGGUUCCACGCGUCUAGGCAGCCUCCGACGGCGUCGCGCUUGCGUCCUACGCGGUGCCGGUUCCCUGAUUUGGAGCAUCCCGCCGGGCGGCCAGCGACGACUACCUCCUCCGCCUCGCUCGCUCGCUUGGGGCCACGAUCCCUGGCCGUGGAACCGACCGGAGCCCGCCGGGUGUUUACCGCGGGACGACGCGGUUGAAGCCCGAUCGGCAUGGGAGGAAUGGGAGAGCGGAGGGGUCUCCUCUCGGGCUCCACGCGGCCAACACCCUCCUUAACGCGGCCCGCCGGCUCCAAGGCGCGCCAGCCGCGGUCGCAGAGCCCCUCCGGCAAACUUUUCCCCUAGGAAAGCGAAGGGGAUCGGGCCGGAGAGGACGCGCGCCAACCGCGCCCGCUUACAUGGCUCGGCUGGGCCGGAUCCAAGCCCGCCCGAGACUUCGCAGGAAAGGACUUUUGGACCUGGAAGCUUGGAGCCUUUGAAAACAAACUCCCCUCCCCCUCUCUCCUUCCUGGUGGGAUCUUCGAACUUGGCGCUGGCGGAUCCAGCCCCGGUUUCUGCCUACGCUGCGCUGGACUUCCGAGCAGAGCCAGCGAGCAUGACAGGGGAGAAAGUCGCCUCCAAGCUGGUUUGUUGCGGAGUUUGCCUUUUUGGUUUGUGUUGCCGGGUUUUAUCCCCCUUACGGCACCUGCCCCGCAGGGGAACAGACGCUUCCCGGUGGUGUUCUUUUUAAACAAACGCUCCACGCAUUUAAGGAUUUGGGAUUACUAAGGGAGGGAGAGCAAGACUCGAGUGGGGUGUGUGUGCCCCAUCAUGUGUGCCUUGAAAGUUCUCCUGGGCACCGCCACCUGUAGUAACCACAAGACCUCCUUCCUUAGAAUUGGUCAGAAGCCUUAAGACAGCCGCAGCCACCGCCACCCCCAGUUGGUCAACAGCAGCCUCCAUAGCUGGUGCCAUGGCCGGCCUCCGAGACGCUUUGCUGAGCCUUUUGCUGUUCUUGCUGGAGGCUCCAGCUCCUGCUGCUGCCGCAUCCAAAGCCAUCGUCUGCCAGGAGAUCACUGUCCCCAUGUGCAAGAGCAUUGGCUACAAUUUGACUUACAUGCCAAACCAGUUCAAUCACGACACGCAAGAUGAAGCCGGGCUAGAGGUGCACCAGUUCUGGCCCCUGGUGGAGAUCCAGUGCUCGCCGGAUCUGAAGUUUUUCCUCUGCAGCAUGUAUACCCCCAUCUGCUUGCUGGACUAUGCCAAGCCCCUGCCUCCUUGCCGGUCGGUGUGCGAGAGGGCCAAAGCUGGCUGCUCUCCCUUGAUGAGGCAAUAUGGCUUUGCCUGGCCAGAGAGGAUGAACUGUGACAAGCUGCCGGUCCUGGGCGACGCGGAGAUGCUGUGCAUGGAUUACAAUCGGACAGAGGCCACCACGUUGCCCCCAUUUUUUACCAAGCCGACACGCCCCUCCAAAGGUGCCCACAGAAACCUCACCCCAUUGAGCGGGGCCAACUGCAAGAGAGUGUGCGAAUGCAAGGAGCCCUUGGUCUUCAUCUCCAAAGAGUCCCACCCUCUCUACAACAAGAUUGAGACGGGUCACGUACGCAACUGCGCCAUCCCCUGCUUCCAGCCCUAUUUCACCCAAGAUGAGAAGACUUUUGCUACCUUCUGGAUAGGCCUGUGGUCUGUCCUCUGUUUCAUCUCCACCUUCACCACAGUGGCCACCUUCCUGAUUGACAUGGAGAGGUUCAAGUACCCAGAGCGCCCCAUCAUCUUCUUAUCUGCCUGCUACCUCUUCGUGUCCAUUGGCUACAUCAUCCGACUUGUCGUGGGCCACGCCAGCGUGGCCUGCAACAAAGAUUACAACCACAUUCACUACGAGACCACGGGACCCGCCCUGUGCACUGUGGUCUUCCUCCUGAUCUAUUUCUUUGGCAUGGCCAGCUCCAUCUGGUGGGUUAUCUUGUCUCUCACCUGGUUCCUGGCUGCUGGGAUGAAAUGGGGCAAUGAGGCCAUUGCGAGCUACUCUCAGUAUUUCCACAUAGCAGCAUGGCUCAUCCCCAGCGUCAAGUCCAUUGCCGUGCUGGCCCUGAGCUCCGUGGAUGGAGACCCGGUGGCUGGCAUCUGCUAUGUAGGCAAUCAGAACCUAGACAAGCUCCGGGGGUUUGUGCUGGCUCCAUUGGUAGUGUACCUUUUCACGGGGACCAUGUUUCUGCUGGCAGGGUUCGUCUCCCUCUUCAGGAUCCGGAGUGUAAUUAAACAAGGGGGCACAAAAACGGACAAGCUGGAGAAGCUGAUGAUCCGGAUCGGCAUCUUCACCGUCCUUUACACCGUCCCGGCCACAAUUGUGGUGGCGUGCUACAUCUAUGAGCAGCACUAUCGGGAGAGGUGGGAGACGGCACAGAACUGCGCGUGCCCCGGAGAGAAACCCAAACUCAAGCCCGACUAUGCUCUCUUCAUGCUGAAGUACUUCAUGUGCCUGGUGGUGGGGAUCACUUCAGGGGUCUGGAUUUGGUCUGGCAAGACCCUUGAGUCUUGGAGACGCUUCACAGGGCGAUGUUGCAGGAGCGGAAAGCCCAUCAACACAGCCAUGUACAGUGAAGCCAACGCGGCUCUGACAGCAAGGACUGGACUGUCCAAUCCUGUACCUUACCACAAACAAGUCCCACUCUCUCAUGUGUGAAAAAAAAGCACCUUACUAGGUCCCAGUUGGGAGCAGCACACUGGUCUGGACAACAUGGGUUUAAGUGGAAGAUCCUGCCUUGAAGGCAGGAAUUACUUUUAAUUGCCUCCUACUUCCUUCCAGUUCCAUAAUCCUAUGGACUUGGCACUCCUAGGGUACUGCAGGAGAAAAAGAACAAAGUGACGCGUGGCUUGAAAUUUGGAUAUUGAAUUGGAAGCCACCGCCGGACACAAUGCAUUAUAGCUGUAGAGAUAUCACUCUACCUCUACUACAAACCGUAUUUGCCUGCCAUUGGCCAUUUUGAGUGGCAGACAAUCAAUUUAAUACUGAAAGUGCCAAUCAUGGCUGGAAUCCAUGGAACCCAUCAUCUCCAGCUCUACAGGAUUUUGGUAUGCAUUGCAUGCUGACUUUCCAUGGAAGCUUUGUUGGAAGAUGCCACAUCUCAUUUCUUCAUAAGAAUGACCUGGCUAUUGCCAUCUUAGUUUUAACUGAGUAGUUUUUCUUGUGGUUUUCUUUAUAAAGAAGUUAUCAGAUGUUAGGCUGCAAUGUGCUCUCCUCUCCUCCCUUUUGGGAGCUUAAAAUACUGGAACGGUACGGGCUACCUGUAAAGACUUGUUUAUCUUGACAGGUGGCCUAAAACCUGACAGGACUAAACAUUUAGCUCAAAAGUUAUGACUGGAGUAGAAAAUACUUUUAUGUAAAUUUGGCAUAUGCUAACAAGACUCAUGCUUUCCCCUUCCCAAGAUAAUCUGUGCAAUAACCAGGAUUAAAAUAGCUGAGAAAUCCAUAUUUAGGACUUGUCUCCAUAUGGCCCAUUGGUUACUCAUGGCAGCUUCCUCUAUUCCCAACUCAAUGCAAAAAUGGAAAAGGCUUUGCUGAUAAUGGAUCCUUCCAUUCAUUAACAUACAGGUUUCCUUGUCUACUGUGCAGAUUACAAAGUAGAUCAGCAAUGCGUGAACAGUCUUUUGGAGUGGGGGACGGAUUGGAUAUAUACUCUUUUACCUUAUCCACCGAACCAUCCAUGCAGGCGGGCAAAUAUAAGGGGUUGUAUUCAGCUAAGCCCAUUGAAAUGAGUGACCCUAAGUUUGUCACUUCUAUUAACUUCAGUGGGUCAACUCUGAGUAGGACUAGCACUGAAUACCACCCAAGGUACAUAUGUGUAGGAGAUGCAAGUUGUUUUUGUAUGUAUGGGGGUCAGGGUGAUUGUUCUGAAAAUCUUGAUCUUGUCUGUUGUGUCUACCUUUAUCAUUCCCGCUGUGUGCUGUGCUUAAUAGAAUGGUGAUAUGGAAAUAAAUCCGCUCAAUGCAACUCCUAACAAAGAUAAAGGCACCAUCUGGAGAAGGUUUAGAAUAAUUUGCCUUGCAGAGUUGGUGAAACACCAAGCCCAAAUACCAUGUAGUAGGGCCUGCCAAAUGCAUUGACAAUCCGUCUGUUAGUCAUCUCAGGCAAGCAGCAAAAAUAAGGUGUUUUCUUGUUAGGCUGAAAAAAUCACUGGUAAGGGGAGCUGGUUAGAACAUUGGCUCUUGACAGGUCUGAUUCUAGCAGUAAACGGUUGAUUGAAGUCACCCAACCUAACUAGCUUAAUUUGAAGUUUAUAGCCUAAUACAAUUAGAGCAAUCGCUUAAUGAAAAUAUUGCCCUUGCAGUAGUUUAGGUACUUGACUGCUCACUGUAAGAAAACGAAAACGGUUACUGGAUGGUAAAAAGAAGAGACUGAAAAGUAAGAAACAGCACCUAAGGCAGUGAAUGAACUAAUAUUUGAAAAGAGAGAAAACAGCAAUGUACAUCAUUAGAUAUGACACUUACAGGGUUCUUUAUGGAGACACUGUGUAUAUCAAUAUGUUCCAAGACAUAACUGCACCAUGUAGUUAUAGUAUGUAAAUAUUUGUAUUAAAAGAAAUAAGUUUGUAUAUACUGAAUCUCUAGUGAACUUUUGAUACGGGUUGAAAGCAGGUUGUAAAUUCUCACUGAUGGUGAGGCAGCUUUGGGUAUAGAUAAAUGGGAUGGAAGCCCAGGGCAUUAAAUAGCUGUACUUGAUAUUGGAUUCAUACUUGGGUCGUGCUGCUUUUUCAAUUGUGCCUUGUGGAGGAUGAAGCUUUUACAUACUUGCAAUAUGAUUAUAACAAUACUGUGCCAAAAAAGGUUAAAAAAAUGAGAGGACAGGACAUAGCUGAUUCUGUAAAAAGCUUUAAAGAGGAAAUAAACCUGCCACCUUAAUAAAUGCCUAAACAUGAUUAUUGCAAACAUGGUUAGGGAAUAAUUCACCAAUAUGAAAAAGUUGAAGUCUGUGUGUGUAUAUAUGUGUGUGUACAUAUAAAAUAUAUUAUAUGCACACCCCUACUAUUUUCUGGCCUCUUGCUGUUGCAUUCUUACACACGAGGCUGUUUUAAUGAAAACACUGAUGAUAACCUAGGUGGUUAAAAAAAAAAUCUGUACCAAACUUUCUUGUAUGGAAGUUACACAUGGAUACUGUAAACAGAACCCCAAACCACAACUACUCAAUAAGAAGAGUUUUUUUAAAAAAGUUCUUCAUUGUGUCUGUUCUAGGGCCAACAUUUUAGAGGAUGUUUUAAAUAUAGCUGCAUAUACAUUAUUUGAAAAUAAAGAAACCAGAGAAAGGAAACAGAGUUGCAAGAAAACAAAGACAGCCAUAGCUUUAUUUUCUAGUUUGUGUUUAUGGUCAAUAGAAAACAAAAAACCACAGGAAUGUCUUCUUUCUGGAAAAGGAAUCAGUAUACAAACAAGCAGAGAAGUUCUGUUAAGUGGUAACAGGCUUUUGGCUCGGGGUGGAUGGGUGAGGGUCUAGAACCUUUCAGUGGCAUCCAUAGCACUGGCAGAACUAGUGUUCCUUCUUCAACACAUCCUUCCUAGGAGGUUAACACUUGCAUUGCCAGGCUUUGAGUGGGUAAAGUAAUCUUACGGGGGAACAGAUCUGAUUAUAUACUUGGAGGAAACAAGUCUCCACUUUAGAAAUAAACUCUCUUGUCCCCACCCCCAUACUGCCCAAAAUUGAUCCAAGAUUUUUCCCUCUCCAGAAUACAUGAGUUUCUCAAAUCAACACUGGUUUGGUUCUGAAAAUGCUAUAUACGCAAGGAGAGAAAGCUACCAAGGCAAUGGAGAGACUGAAUACCAGAGCCCACAGUAGCUUAGGAAUGUAUUAUUUUAUUUAUUUAUUUAUUUAAUUUAUUAGUCGCCCAUCUGGCUGGCUGUCCAGCUGCUCUGGGCGACGUACAAAAUAGGCAUACAAUACCUAGACAUUAAAAAACUAAAAACAAGAUAAAAUCUAGCCAACCCCAAAAGCCUGCCUGAAGAGCCAGGUCUUCAAGGCCUGGCGGAAACUCAUCAUGGCAUGUACUGCCAUUGAGCACACAGUCCUUUAGUUUGUUGUCAUAUCAUGAUUUCAUAUGGUUGUCCUUACAACUCUCCAAGGUAGGUAUUAUCUCAUAAUACAGAGAGGAGGAGGUUGAAGCUGAAAGGUUUUGGGUUACCCAGAGUCACUUAGUAAAUUCACAGUGGAAUUCAACUAGGGGCAUCCUGAUUCAUAGCUCAAUCUUUUAAUCCCUGUAUCAGCAACUCCCUGGUACUGCGAUUUUUUCCCCAAGAGAUAAAAAGUAUUCUCUGUGACACUCUGAAGAAGUGAUUCCCCAAAUGUUUUGUACCCUUCUGCUUUUUAGAAUGUCACAGCCCUUUUAACUACCAUUAACCUCUUGCCAAAGGAAGAGUGUGACUGGCAAUGGUGGCGAGUCUGAAUAAAUACUAUUUUGCACUAGUGUUUGAAACUCCAAAGACAGGCAUUUGUCCCAAACUCUUGGGAGUCUGUUUCAUUUCAGGGAACCAAACAAUUAUAAAAAAGGGUAAGAGCAGAGAAACUUAAUAUGCCAGCCACAGCAUGCAUUGCUUAUUCACACCACAGGAGGCGAGACACAGAGAUGUUGCCCAAGUCCAUACCUUCUAUGUAAUUCCUAAAAAUACUGGUACCAGCUAAGAAGACUGUUGAAGUAGAUAGGUCUGGGAUGGCCACAUCAUAGCUACCAAUUUCCAUGUUCCAUCCCAGAAAUAAUGCAUGAGCCACCCCACCCCUAAAACAUCUUUCAUUCAGACGUCCUGCCCUAUAGGCCAAUGAAAAGACAGGGAAAUAGAUUUAUUUCCUUUCAAAUAUCACCAUUGUUCCCACCCCUUUGCAUACUGGAUGACUUCACACUCCACAGAGAGAGAGAGAAAGGGAGAGAUGGUCUAUCCUGCAGAAAUAUAGGGAGAGAGAGGAUUAAAAGGGCAGAUGUUCAAAAAGUAGAUAGGUAGCUUUAUGAAAAAGUAGCUUUGCUGUCAAGAUACACUGGAAAAAUCCAGAAGUGCCCACUCAAAUUUUGGGUACAUAUUUUCAGCAUUAUGCCAAUAGGCAAUAGUGACUAGAGUGUAUUACACUCUUAUUUCCCACAUAAGUUUGUGUGUAGGAAACCUCAGCUCUAUUGCAAAGCCCACUAGGUGGCUUCUAGGAACAUUAAUUAGUGUUAUCUAUGAGCCUAGGGCUCUAGCAAAGCUACAAAUGCUGCUUUAAGACACAGAAAUAGUAUCUGUACCACAAGACAGCACAUAAGAUAAACUGGAUUUUUCCUCCAUUGAAGCAAAUCCCUCUUUUAAGUUAUAAACCUUUGGAGCGGUUCAGGAAGAGACUUAAAAUACAUGGAAGGAAGGGAUUAGUAUGCUCAGCACUCAUGCAUACAAAUAUAGUUGUGCGAGACAGAGAGACUUGGAACAGUAGAGAGAACCUAAUUAGGUCUUAUAAUUUGAAGAAUACAGGUUGCUGCUGUUAUUGCUGCUGCAGUCUAUAAGCUGGACAUACACAGCAUACUCUUCCCCACAUGCAGUCACAUGUGAACUUAUUCCCAAACAGGGUAUCUAUUUUAGGAGGCAGAGAAGGGUCUAAGCUGGGCUCCUUUUUUCCCUUAGGAAGAAAAGGGAAAGGCAAGUAUGUGCUAAUCAGGGAGCCCGGUUCACUACCAGAAUCAGCCAAUGACUGGGAUGAGGGGCUCAUUUGCUACUUGUCACAGACUGAGGAGCAUAAAUGGGAGCUACUGAGAAUCAAUCUUGUUUAUUAUACAGGCAUACCCCGCUUAACGUUGCUUCACUUAACGUUGCCUCGCUAUAACGUACAUGCCCCAUACGUCCCCAUACCUCGCUUAACGUUCGCAAUAACGUACAUUUUAUUGGCAUGAUGCCGCUGCCAUCUAGUGGUGAUUGUGUGCAGUACAAGUGAAGACAAUUGCUUCACUUAAAGUAUACUCUCUGGUCCCAUUGCAAACGUUAAAGCGGCGUAUGCCUGUAUAUGUAUGUAAAUAUAUAGAUAGAUAGAUCUGCCCCAUUCACCAGUAUAAGCCCACUCUGGAUUCUGUUUCUCGAUUGCAACAGAAAAGUAGUCAAGAUUUUGGAACCAACAUUAUAUGAAAAAGUGUUCAAGGUUCUAGGAACAGGCAUACUAAAUUCCAUGACCAGCUAAUGCCCAGAAACCACACCAUACCCAGUGAAGUCACUGCUUUUUAUGGGAGAAGGGGGCCACAGUUGGUGGUUAACCUCUAACACACAUCUCUUGAGUUUCAGUGUGCCAUCCUUAAACAUCUUGCAGGCCAAAAAUCUUUCCACCAGCAUCUCCACUGUCCCCAAUUACUAACAGCACCCCCCCCACUCACUACUACAAGCUUAAGCCCUUUCCCUAUAUACCAAUUUGCUUUUCAGAACCAUCUAAUGUGCCAAACCAGCUCCCUCCAUCUUGCCUGCCAUUCAAGUAGUCUUCUCUGCUUGCAUUUUACAGCAUAACCUCACUGACCACAGACUAUCACCAUAAUUUCCCCUAAAAAAUUCACACUGCUAUUGGGCUUUUUCCCAUUACACUAUCUGUUUGAUCCCAUCAUACCACUUCCCGAAACUUAUACUGCUAAAUUUAAAUAGAAAGGUGGAGUGAGACUGCUGAACAUCAAGUGUGGGAAGCUUUUGUAGCUGCCCCUUGCUGCCAUAGUUUAGUGCUAGAGUACAUGUGUUACCUGCAGGAGAUCCACAGUUCAGUCCCUGGAAUCUCCAGGUAUGGCUGGAAAAGAUUCUUGACUGAAACCCCUGGAAAGCCACAGCCAGUCAGCAGGCAAGACAACACUGAGCUAGAUGAGCUAGAUGAACAAUGAUACAAAUGCACAGCCCUAGUCCCUACAUUAAGGGCAUGUGUCUUGACCCUGAAGAUAGUGUUUAUCAUCAUAAUCAUUUUAUUUGUAUGCCACUUUUCCACAAAAAACGGUGCUCAGCGCAGCUUACAAGGUGAACAAAUACAUCUCAAAAACAAUUGCAAAACCAAUUUCCUAACAAAAAAUAAUAAAACAGUAACAUAAAAGCAAAAUAAUAAUAAUAAUAAUUAGUAAUCUUUGUGAUAAUAGUUAGGGUAGUUAAGGGCAAUACUGGAACCCCAAACAGCCCAAUAAUACUCCCAGGCCUUAUAUUCAACAUCCCUACUCUAGAACGGAGCAGAUAAUCUGAAAAGAAGAUUAUGGGCUCGUGCUUCCAUUUCAGGCUCAAGAAGGAAGGAAUCAGAAGGGUGGGGUUGCAGGGCAAGUUAAAGAGGUUCAGAAUGAGGAACUUGGAAGGCCCAGGUUAAAGAUUUCCGCUCAUGUCCUAGAGCUUGCCGGAUGACCUUGAGACAGUCUCUCACAAUAUAACUCAUGUUGGUAUUAACCUAUAAAGCCUUAUACGGUGCGGGACCACGAUACCUUGCGGAACGCCUCUUCCGAUAUGAACCGGCCCGUGCACUACGUUCUGCUACGAAGGCCCUCCUCCGGGUUCCAACUCACAGGGAGGCCCAGAGGGUGAUGACAAGAUCUAGGGCCUUCUCAGUGGUGGCCCCCGAACUAUGGAACAGUCUCCCCGAGGAAGUACGCCUGGCGCCGACUCUGCUCUCCUUCCGGCGCCAGGUCAAAACCUUCCUAUUCUCUGAACCAUUUUAAGUUACACUGAUUUACUUUUUAAAAUGUUUAUUGUAUUGGAUUGAUGAUUGUAUUUUAGUAUUAUUUUGUUAUUCAUUGUAUUUUUAUGCUAUUUUAUGUUCACUGCCCAGAGAGCUAUUGCUAGUCGGGCGGUAUAUAAAUUUAAUAAAUAAAUAAAUAAAUAAAUGUUAA
Messenger RNA from Rhineura floridana, 9848 nucleotides. RefSeq names its product frizzled class receptor 5 (gene FZD5). The transcript has 2 exons. Gene Ontology annotation, molecular function: Wnt-protein binding; Wnt receptor activity. Gene Ontology annotation, biological process: non-canonical Wnt signaling pathway; canonical Wnt signaling pathway. The record is from RefSeq and is a predicted model, not a curated record. Bases 989 to 2698 code for a protein of 569 amino acids. Lineage: Eukaryota; Metazoa; Chordata; Lepidosauria; Squamata; Rhineuridae. Gene Ontology annotation, cellular component: plasma membrane.